GGCCGGGAGGGGCUGCCCCAGGCCCCGCGCCUACCCCAUCACCGCGGCCGGUGCCGGGCCGGGAGGAUGCGCGGUGUGGGGCUCUGAAGCAUGGAGGGGGUUUUGUACAAGUGGACCAAUUAUCUCACAGGUUGGCAGCCUCGUUGGUUUGUUUUAGAUAACGGAAUCUUAUCCUACUAUGAUUCACAAGAUGAUGUUUGCAAAGGGAGCAAAGGAAGCAUAAAGAUGGCAGUUUGUGAAAUUAAAGUUCAUUCAGCAGACAACACAAGAAUGGAAUUAAUCAUUCCUGGAGAGCAGCAUUUCUACAUGAAGGCAGUGAAUGCAGCUGAAAGACAGAGGUGGCUGGUUGCUCUGGGGAGCUCCAAAGCAUGUUUGACUGAUACAAGGACUAAAAAAGAAAAAGAAAUAAGUGAAACCAGUGAAUCGCUGAAAACCAAAAUGUCUGAACUUCGCCUCUACUGUGACCUCUUAAUGCAGCAAGUUCAUACGAUACAGGAAUUUGUUCACCAUGACGAGAAUCAUUCAUCUCCUAGUGCAGAGAACAUGAAUGAAGCCUCUUCUCUGCUUAGUGCCACAUGUAACACGUUCAUCACGACGCUUGAGGAAUGUGUGAAGAUAGCCAAUGCCAAGUUUAAACCUGAGAUGUUUCAACUGCAUCAUCCGGAUCCCUUAGUUUCUCCUGUGUCACCUUCUCCUGUUCAAAUGAUGAAGCGUUCUGUCAGCCACCCUGGUUCUUGCAGUUCAGAGAGGAGUAGCCACUCUAUAAAAGAACCAGUAUCUACACUUCACCGACUCUCCCAGCGACGCCGAAGAACCUACUCAGUUACAGAUUCUUGUAGUGAUAUUCCUCUUGAAGACCCAGAUAGACCUGUUCACUGUUCAAAAAAUACACUUAAUGGAGAUUUGGCAUCAGCAACCAUUCCUGAAGAAAGCAGACUUAUGGCCAAAAAACAAUCUGAAUCGGAAGAUACUCUUCCAUCCUUCUGUUCCUGAAGAAACAAGUGUCCAACUUCCUCUAAGUAUUGCUAUGCAAAAGCUGCUGUAAUUAAACUAUUGUUAUAGGGAGUAGUUUUUUCCCUUAGGACUCUGCACUUUAUAGAAUAUUGUAAAACAGACAAACAAGAAAACAAACCACAUACUUUUGAAGUGUAUUUUAUCUUUAUAUAGUUUGUUUGCAAGAGUAUUUUCCUAAUAACUUCACAGUGUAAAUGUGCAUCUUUUUUUUUUUUUUUGAACAAAUGAUGGUGUAACAUUUUGACAUCCAUAAGGACAAAUGUAGAUAUUUUUCUAAAAAACUGUGAGGGGACUGACAGCUUGGUUAGGAUGUAUUGCAGCUUAUAAACAUGAAAUCUUGUAAGGUUUCAGUUUGACAGAAGUGUGAUAUAUGUAACUUGUGCCAUGGACCAAAUGGUCACUUUACCACAGCUAAAAAUGAGUUACGAUAGCAGCUUGAUGGUGAUUGUAUUGUAUUCCUUUAAUCAAAAAGGAAACACAAUAUUCUAAGUAUCUUUAGCCCAAAUACCAUGACGUAUUGAGCAUCUUUAAAUAACCAGACUGUAUUGUCCUUCAUAUGUGAAGUUGACACUACUGAUUUGUCAAUACCAAAUUUUGGGUUAAAGUGUUUAAUUUUUAUUUAUUUAUUUUCUUGUUGCCUCAAAAGAUGAUUGCAUUCUAACUUUUCUGACCUACCAAAUUUAAGAUGUGUAUACAUUGUUCUUUAUGUUGUUCUAGAAAAGAGAUUUUAAUGCUGUAGUGACUUUGCUCACUUACACCAGAGAAAUAAACAACUUUCAAUGGAAGAGGAUUUUAGUGCUUUUUUUUUCCUAAAAUAGAUAUUAAGCUGCUGUUGUAAAGUAUUGUUUGUAACUCUUUCCAAUAUCUAGAGACAUUUUUAUUUAUGAAUAUUUAUACAAAAAGGAAUUCUGUCAAGAUGACUGCUCUAUAUCACUUGAGAAUGGCAUUAUUUAAUUAAAGAACAAAUAGCAUUUUUUGGUAGUGCCUGUCCAUACCUAUUGUCAUUGUUUGCCUUGUAAUCUGUUUUUUUGAAUUCAUUUUGGGCUGAUAGUUUUGUUUAAGGUUUUGGAUAAGGAGCACUUUAAAACAAACUGGUGUGUUGUUUUUAAGUUAAUCAUAUGUUUAAUAAAUAUGUGGUUUUUGCAUUCAAACACAUCAUAUAAUACAUUGUAUUUUUUACAUUCAUUGAUAUUCUGUCUAAUCUUUAUUAGGCACUAAUAUAAUUCUACUGGAUUUGAGUUUGUUUGUAUACUUAGGCCUGCUGGUGAAGACAUAAAUGAAGCAUACUUUUUGUUGCCUGUGAGCUUAGAAUGGUGUGGCCUAUUUCAUUUUAUUUCAAUUUCUCUUGUAAGUUUAUGUGGGAUAUUUUAAAAUAAUUAAUAUUUGGUAUUUAUUUAAAAAAACUGUAAUUAUAGGCCUUCCGUCUUAAGUUUAAAAUAGACAUAAACAGUCUAUACAUUAAUAUGUGUUUGGGUAAACUGUAUGCUACUUAAAGUGUUUGUAAUUUUAAAUAGCACACAGGUCAUCAGACUACUCUAUAUUCAGUGGAGUCUUUACCUGCUCAUAAGUUGUACUUAUGUCUAAUUUGAAAAAAAAAAAAGUUUGAUAAUGUAGUAAGUUAUGAUGUUGAGCAGGUAAUCAAGUUUUUCUUUUUUUUUUUUUUUUUUUUUAAAUUUUGUAGUAAGAACUUGCACAGUAUUAAGACCAUGAAGGUCAGGGUGCUAUUGAUUGGGAAUUUUUUCUGGUAGUGAAUUUUUUUGAAGUAAUAGGUUUAUAGUGAAAACACCAUAACAAGCUUUUGAACUUAUAGAAAAUAAUCACAUCCAUUUUCUGUUGCUUUACCCAAAUAGAUGGGUUCGUGAAGAGUUUUCUGUAAAUAUUUAAAAAAUACAAUGCAAUUAUUUCUGGUUUCUAUCAUUUUUUCCCCCUUGAAACAGGUCCUUGAACAGGUUUGCGGUAUCCCUAAGUAUGUCUUUUGUUAUGACUUGGAGCCACUUUUUGUUGUUAUUGUUAGGAACCAAACACAUCUGUGAAAUCAUUUUUUUGUGGGAGUAUAAAUAUAUCUGGAAUUAUAUCCAGGUUUUGAUCAGUGAAUUGGUAGCAUGAGGAAACCUAUAAAGCUUAAGGGAACCUUGCAUUUUGAGGAGUCUUUUAUUUUCAAGUGUGCCUGACUUUUUUGAAUUUUAAGAAAAAGAUGAACCAUAUAACAAUUCUGUAAGAAUUUUAGCUUGUUAAGUUGUUCUAUACUUUAUAGAAAAAUUAUUGGUUAUUAGUUAUUAGUAGUCCCUUUUUUGCUUUGUCUAGGUCAUGGGGUUAUUGAGAAACAUGAAAAGUUAUUGAGAAAUUUGGAGGUUCUCUUGGCAGCCUAUCAGUGAUCUUCUAAGCAAAAGCAGUGCUUGUUUUUCAUUUCAAGUGCUUGCUCACUAUUCUUUGGGAAUCGCAGGCCUCCAUGACUAAAGGGAUUUUGAUACAAUUCUUUUAUAAAUGAGCUGAAUUUGAAUUUUCUUACAUCAUGUGGGAUUAUUGCAUGAUCUUCAGUCAGGAAAAGUCCAGAAAUGGAUGCUGUUGCUUAAACUUAAAUUCCAAGGCAGGAGAUAAGAGUAUCUUCAUUUCCACAGAUGCCCUAGAAUCUUUGACCUUGAAUUGUAGUUUUUCAGUAUGUAUUAUCACAUUUAGAAAUGUAAAAAUCACAAGAUCUCAGGAAAUGUGUCCUUGUAAUAUGUUAAUACCAGACUACUGUUUAGACUAAUUCCAUAUACAUGAUAAUACCAUUAAUUUGGACUCCGCUAGUUCUUUUAUUUAAUAAGGCACCUCUAGGUCUGUAUUUUGAGCCUUGCGCUGGCUACUUGGUACAGAGGGAGUGUCCUGGCCUGAAAGAAAGCCAGAUUAGGCUGCAGGAGCUCCUUUGAGGAGGUCUCUCUUUUAAUAACCCCGGCAGGUAAAUGAAUGGUAGGUAGUUGGUAGAUAGGCCUUCUUGUUCAUGUCUUUCUGUCUCCCCAAUCCACUCUUUGAAUUCAUGUUGAAUUCUUAACUUGAAAUUCUGUUUUUUUUUUUUUUUAAUUUUAGCUUUCUUUUUAUUAAACUAGCUAAUGUACAUAGUUUGAAAAAAUCAAAUAGAACUAAAAGGUUUAUAGUGAAAAAGUGUAGUUCCCUCUUCCCCAAUUUAGCAUUCCAAAGACAAACACUUGGAACUCUUAAUGGUUUUUGUUAGUAUUUACCUUCCUGUUUGAAAAUGUUAUACUACUUUUUCUUGACUUAUCAAUUUCAGAAACAGUUUCUCGAAUGCCUUUUAUGGUAGACAGGAUUUACUUUACUUAAACUCUCCACCUCCCACAUUUUUCUUCCCCCACCCCUCCCAAAAUAGAUUUAUAUUCACACAACUUUUUGUUAGAACAAACUUUUUGUUAAAUAGAUAGACAUAAAUGUAGUUCACUGAUGUACCACAUGGUUAACUAUCAUUAUUUCCUUUUUACUAGAAUGUUAUUUUUUCUGGGGUUGGUAUUGCCUGAUUUUCAAAUUUGCUUAGUUUUUAAUGUACCUGUCACAAUGACUAUCCAAAGGCUUAAAUGCCAAAAAACAUCAGAUAAUCGUAUCAAUUCCCUUUACUUAAAAAAGUUUUUAAAAAUAUUUUGUCAUCCUUUCAGGACAUUUCUUCCACAGUCCUUCGUCUUCUGCCAUUUGUACUGUUGCCCUCCAGGCCUGUUCCAUGGUUCAGCAGUCAUUCUGAAACUCCCUUUAUUUUGUAGUCUCACAUUAGGUUUUUUUUUUUUUUUUUUUUUUUUUUUUUUUUUUUUUUUUUUUUUUUUUUUUUUUUUUUUGGCAAA
This is a messenger RNA of Symphalangus syndactylus (siamang), 4838 nucleotides long. It is a transcript of the gene PLEKHA3, whose product is annotated as pleckstrin homology domain containing A3. Gene Ontology annotation, biological process: retrograde transport, endosome to Golgi; receptor recycling; endosome organization. Gene Ontology annotation, cellular component: recycling endosome; trans-Golgi network; early endosome. NCBI's taxonomy places the organism in Eukaryota, Metazoa, Chordata, Mammalia, Primates, Hylobatidae. The record is from RefSeq and is a predicted model, not a curated record.